Molecule: messenger RNA, 1903 nt
Organism: Octodon degus (degu)
Lineage: Eukaryota; Metazoa; Chordata; Mammalia; Rodentia; Octodontidae
Gene: Ttc23l
Product: tetratricopeptide repeat domain 23 like
Exons: 13
Coding region: 298-1689 (463 amino acids)
Molecular function (GO): protein binding
Source: RefSeq, a predicted model, not a curated record
CGGCAGGCGUCCCAGACGGACCUCUUACCUCUCGCCGUCGUGGCCCCCAGGUCGAGGUUGCCUGAGGCCCGGACGCUGCGUCGCCCGCCGUGGCGAACCCCGGGGCUGAGGGAGCCCGAAGCCAGCUCCGGGGCGGGGCUGCGCGGCCCCGCUCACGCCGCCAUCCGGGCCUCGGGAAGCCCGCGCUGGCGCUCCGAGGACCGGCAGUCCGAAAGGAGGCAGCGCUUCGCACUGGAGAGUAGGGCCGGAGUGGGGUGGCCUGAUUCUCAAGGGCCCUCCUCAGGACAGGGGAGAAAGAUGCAAACCAACCCCAUCUACAUCCCAACCGUUAGCAAUGACCCCGACUGGGACUUCUGCUUCAACCUGUCACAGCAAACCAGAAUUCCAGAAGACCAGCAAAUGGAAGAACUAUAUCCCACUUGUGGGUCACGAGAGAGUGAAGAAGACAUUACAGUCCAGAAAGAGGAAAUAGCUAUCGACUAUAUGUCUUUUCCCAAAGAGAAAUUAGCUGUGUCCGAGAAGAAUGUAGCUCAACUGAUUAAGGAAAAAAUGAAUACCCAGGCAAACAGAGAGCUGAUUCGAUGUGUCAUCUUCUCUCGGAUUAUAUUUGGAAAAGAACACUGGAAAUGGGCACAGGCAUUGACCAACUUGGCAUAUGGCUACCUGACACUGAGAGGCCUCCCAGCACAAGCCAAAAAACAUGCUGAAUCCGCCAAGAAUACACUCUUGACGUGGAAGGGAAAAACAACCUCACAGAAGGAGAAAAAGGAAAUCCUAGAAGCUCUGGUCGUGCUCUACUACACUCUGGGGGCGGCCUGGCUCCUACAGAACCAUGGCAGAGAGGCCUAUUUCAACCUGCAGAAGGCAUACAGAAACAUAAAGGAGCUGAAAGAAUUGAAUAAGGGAAAUGUUUGUGAAUUACGGGUCUCAGAGAAAGACCUAACAAUUGCACUGGGCAGGGCCUCCUUGGGUAUGCGCAGGUUGAACCUAGCUCUGACAUAUUUUGAAAAGGCAAUUGGAAGUGUUACCGCUGCCAAGGGUGAUGGCACACCAGAGCUGAUUGGUCCAUAUGAGGAGAUUGCUCAGAUUGAACAGCUGAGGCGGAACCACAAGCAGGCCAUCCAGUACUUGAAGCAGGCCUAUUCUAUCUGUGUUUCUUCAUUCACUGAAAUCAGCCCCCAAACCGCAGAGGCAGGCGCAUUAUUAGCCAAAGCUUAUGCCUUGUCUGGAGAGCCCCAGCACAGGGAGGCUGCUGAGGUAUAUUUUGUAAAAAGUAUCAAUGCAUAUCAAGCAACACUAGGCACAAAGAAUUGUGAAACAUUAAAUACCAUUGAAGAAUUUUGCAAGUGGCUUGCCCAGAUUGGGAAAAAGCAGGAGGCUUACAGACUGCUAAAGGCUUCACUGAAGUCCCAGGUCACCAGCUAUGGAGACUGUAGUGAGAAAGUGGCUGAAACAUUUUAUAACAUGGGCAGGAUCUGCUUUGCCAAAGGAGAACUCAGAAAGGCAAUCCAACUGCUGAGGAAGUGUCUGAUGAUUCAAAUAUUUAUAUAUGGAAAUGAUCAUAGUAAAAGCAGAGAGACAACAAGCCUUCUUACCCUAUUGCACAGGGCAACUAAGAGCCCACCCAGAUGGAGAAGAGAGGUCAUUCCAGAAAGAAGGAGCGCUGCAUGCAAAGGCAGGCAGGCCUGACAGAGGGUCGCAUGUGCAAGGAAUGGUCUUCUGCUGCCAGUGAAGAGAAUACUAUACUAUAUAAGAUGGUUGACAAUAAAGGCAACUGUUGACAAUAAAAAUUACUGAAUAUGAAAUACAUUACUAUGGGCAGCUGUGGCAGAGCAAAAGCAGAAGAGUACUAAAGGCUCUGGGGGGGAAUGCAUUUAGCAGCAGCAUUACAGGUAAAAAAGCC